Molecule: messenger RNA, 2073 nt
Organism: Talaromyces amestolkiae
Lineage: Eukaryota; Fungi; Ascomycota; Eurotiomycetes; Eurotiales; Trichocomaceae
Exons: 3
Coding region: 1-2073 (690 amino acids)
Biological process (GO): DNA-templated transcription
Molecular function (GO): zinc ion binding; DNA binding
Source: RefSeq, a predicted model, not a curated record
AUGGGACCUGUACAAACAGAAGAGCCUAAUUUUAUACACGCCGGGGGUAAUCUCCUUGUAGAGAUCGACGACACUCUGAGCGGCGAUAUAUGGCCGGAUCAUUUUCAUGAUUAUUCUCCAUUUCAACCGGACCUGACUCUAGCCACCAACAACGCUGAAAUGCACCUGGACCAAAGCGCAACUUUUCAAUACCUCGUUCCUUUUGAUAUGGGUGAAAUAUUUCCUUUCUUAGAAGAAGGAAAAGACAGGACUAGCGCCGAUUCUCUGGUACGAAACUCGACUAUAAACAUCCUUAUUGAUACGACGAGCGAAGCAUUGAAGCGUUCAGUCUGGAAUUGGGUUCCCAAAGCCGAGGAGAACUCAUUUAGCAAUGACACCGAGAUGAACUGUUGCAACGAACGUGCCAUAUCAAGUUCAGAAGCGACAAAGAAAGUAGAAUAUAGACUAUCGAAUCCCGUGCCUUUUAUCCGGGAAAAUUCGACCCGUGAUCGGCUCUAUUCUCUAAUCUUAAAGCAUUCCGAGUCUUGGCAAGAUCUUUCGAAGUUCCCCUCGUUAAAUGUCUUACAGGUUCCCAUGCAAUCUUAUUUUGCAAUGGAGUUAGAAAAUCCCUUUGCUUGCAUUCACCAGGCUUCCUUUGACCCCGAUCAAAGCCUCCCAGAACUUGUGCUGGCUGUCAUAGCCGCUGGCGCGGUUACUAACCCCAUUGUGAGCCUUCAAAAACUGGGGCAUGCAUUACAUGAUAAGACUAGGAUGGCUAUCGUGGCAGCUAUGGAUAGAGACAGCAGUCUAAUUCGAAAUCUGCAAAUGAGUCAGACUCUGCUGCAUUGGAUAGAGUUUGCCAUGACAAGUGGCUGCCGUCGGAAAAUGGAGAUUGCAGAAGCCUUAUCUAACAACACAAUAACGAUUGUGCGUCGUGCGGGCGCAACUAAUGCUACUUUUUACGCACGCAUACCGCAGCCACUUCAGAGUGACCAUGGUGAACAAUUGAGGGCGAAAUGGCUGGCGUGGGCAGAGAUGGAGUCAUAUAAAAGGCUUGUCCUCCGGGCGCUCGUAGGCGACAUUCAGAGCUCAAUUACUUUCAUUAGGCCUCCGAGUUUCUCCCUUACUGAAAUCGCCAUCUAUCUUCCUGCUAGUAAAGAACUAUGGCAGGCCCAGGGGGAGGUUGAAUGGAGAAAUCUUUACCAGCAACGACCCAUAACACGCAAUUUGACCUUUCAAGAUAUCAGUGCAGAUAUUGGUAUGCUUGGGUGCCAAGGCAGCGUUUACGAUGUUCAGCUUUGCACUCUCGCGGUCCUGUAUGCUCAAUGGAUACGGAUAUGGUCUCUUUCCGACGCUAGAGCCUUUCACCUUCGAAACAAAACCACGCCUAAGCGCACCCACUGUUUACUUUCGAUCGACGCCCAGCAAAAAGAUAUGUAUGAGACACUCAAACAGAUAAAAGAACAGCUGGUGGACCUUGACGCUUUUUCCACAGAAGCCGAAAUAGUAUUCGAGUUUCUUAUGAUGUCGAUUCAUGUCUCACUUCGCGAAAUUCAGUGUUUGAGUGGUAGAUUUGGGCCAGAGGAGGCGAACAAUAGCCUUCGAACUAUGGAGGAUUGGUUUGGAGGGGAUACCCGGAAUCAUGCUGUAUGGCAUGCUGGACAAGUAUUGAGAGCUUCUCAAUCUGCUCCAUCUUCCAAGCUACAUGUAGCCCAUUCCCUUCUCAUCUACCACGCCUGUCUCACUCUAUGGGUCGCCGCUGUUUCUGAAUCGAGUCCUGUUGUCUCUUUGUCUGCGUCUUCUUCCGUCAACCAAUCGACGAAUGCAUCCUCGAGCAUGUUGGACAGUGCUCCUUUGAUAAUUUUGAACGGGAAUGAAACAACAGAAGUAAAGCGAUACCUACAAACUGGUCAAGGAACUCUUGCCUUAAAAAUCGCGGGAGAAGUGGGUUUGAUAUCUAAUUGCUCGGUUAUUCCUGAUGCCAUGAGCUAUAUUUUUGGAAAGGAUGAUAUGCCUGCAGUCCCCCCACUGAUUGAGAAGCUAAUUGCACUCAUGCGAGAUCUCAGCCGUCCUCUCUCAAACCUGGUUGUUUAA